Schizosaccharomyces japonicus yFS275 is the source of this 6236-nucleotide messenger RNA. RefSeq lists its product as hypothetical. The coding region runs from base 626 to 4780 and encodes 1384 amino acids. The transcript has a single exon. Gene Ontology annotation, molecular function: hydrolase activity; zinc ion binding; euchromatin binding. The record is from RefSeq and is a predicted model, not a curated record. Gene Ontology annotation, biological process: termination of RNA polymerase I transcription; negative regulation of G0 to G1 transition; gene expression. NCBI's taxonomy places the organism in Eukaryota, Fungi, Ascomycota, Schizosaccharomycetes, Schizosaccharomycetales, Schizosaccharomycetaceae. Gene Ontology annotation, cellular component: euchromatin; nuclear periphery; cytosol.
UUAUUCAGUUUAUACUUUAUACGUAUGUAUAAGUUGCAUCGCAAUAAGCCGUGUUUUUUUUUUGAGCAAUCUCAUGAAUAUGAAUAUUUUCGUUUCACAAAUCAUCUUAUGACGAGGAGGGUUUUAUGAAAGUCGUGUCGUUCUGUAAAUCACUUUGUAACAAGAGUUCCCCGUUCGCUAAAGAUGAUUAUUUCAGCAACAUGACAAGUCUUCGUCAUCAGAGGAUCUCUUUCUUUGUCUAUAUUAAAAAUCAGUAAUUAUCUAUAACCCAUACGAACUCCAAUCUUUCCUUCAGCCCUUUAACUCCCUUUUUUUUUUUCUUGAUCAGCAUGCUGCCUACUAUCACAACUACGCCUACCGCAGUAAGUGCGAGUUUGCACAAGUCGGAUAUUUUCUCACUAAACCAGUAACGAAAGAAUUAACAUGUUACGUUUUUGCUUGCUGGAUUUUCUAUGCCUAUAGAUAUUGGGGUUUUCGCGAAUUGAUCUUUCUUUUUGAAUUUUUGGACAUAUUCUGACGAAAAAACGUUAGCAAUUUUUGAUCCUGUCACUUUUGUUGCGAUAUAUCUUUCUGAAAGUCUUUAAGUUCACAUAAUUUAUUUUCCUUUGGUCGUUAAUCUUUUGAAAUGUCGGGCAAUUGUUUAACAAAAGAGCAAUUAUUGUCUUUAACAAAGAAACAAGCUCUUCGUAACUACCAAGAAGUAGCGUACAACAUUGCAAUAAAGCAAAAUACCUUGCUUGUUAUGAACACAGGUGCUGGAAAAACUCUUCUUGCUAUUAAACUGAUUGAAUAUGUACUUGAGCAGGAGAAUUCGACAUGUGAAAAAACCUCAAAGAGGAUCUCUAUAUUUCUUGUACCCAAGGUUCCGCUUGUCGAACAGCAGGCCGAUUAUGUGCAGACGCAACUCAAUCGGCCCGUUGGUCGCUUUUGUGGUGAAAUCUCUAAUUUAUAUCACGACAAUGUGUUCGCCGAGAAGUUUAUGAAAAACGACGUAGUUGUCGUAACAGGAGGUUUGCUGUUUGAGUGUUUGUCGAAAGGCUUUAUUAAACUCAGCGAUGUAAACCUUCUGAUAUUUGACGAAUGCCAUCAUGCAAGUAAAGAUGAUGUCUAUGUGAGAAUCAUGAAGUAUUUCUAUCAUGAACCUCUUCGAGAACAUCCCGAAACAAUUAUGCCACGUGUUUUUGGCAUGACUGCCUCACCUCUAAUGGGGAAUAAAUGGGCUCUUGAGAAAGAGUUCAAUAAAUUGGAAGAUAUUUAUGAUUCUAAGUUAUGUAUUAUUACUGAUGAGGAUCUUGGAAAAGAACUUCGUAGCCCCAAAACAUUCAUACUUCAAUACAGUAUUGAGGACUUCUCUACUCAAUCAAAGGUCUCCGAUCGAUUUUGGAAGCUAACAGAGAAUUUUGACCGGCUUAAACAGAUUAUAACACGCGUUGUAACCGAAACCGUCGAGUUGGGCCUUUGGUUUGGAGAUUACAGUUGGCAGUUCUUUUUGAGACAUGCACUUAAAAAGUACGAUGCCAGACGGCUGAGAGGCGCUGAAGUUCCCAAAGAAGAAGUUUUAGCUUUUGAAGCAUUACAGGAGGAAGUUAGGAAAGCAAAUCUUUUGACGACUUCCAAGCAGCUGCGCAAGCCAAAGUUAAAUGGAAUUGAUGUCACUAAUAAGGUCAUUAUCCUUUAUAAGUUUUUAAGGAAUUUGUUUGCUACAAAUUCUACUGCUAGAGUUAUCAUAUUCGUGGAAAGAAAGGUAACCGCUUUUUUGCUGAAGCUUUUUUUUGACAAGAUUGAUUUCGAAGGGAUCCGUGUUGAGUCGCUUGUCGGUAACGGGAGCAACCAAGCAGGCGAUGAACAGAUGUCGUACAAACUUCAAAAGGAAGUAAUACGUCGUUUUAAGCACGGAUCAGCAAACGUGUUGGUUGCUACCGCAAUUGCCGAAGAAGGCCUUGAUAUUCCGUCUUGCGACGUUGUCUUUCGCUUUUCUUUAUGUAAAACAGCAAUCCAAUUGAUUCAAAGCAAAGGCCGUGCUCGUGCGAAUACUUCUAUUUUUGUCAACUUGCUGAGCGAGGAUGAAAAAGAACUGUUUUCUGAGUUGUGCACAAAGGAAAUUAUCUUAAAGGAAACACUGUACGCUUAUUGCUGUACACGGUCGCCGAAAGUCGAAUUUGAUAACAACAUUACUGAUUUUUUUAAUGACGAUAACGAGCUUUACAAAAUUGAAGAAACUGGGGCAUUGCUGACACCAUUUAUUGCUGUAAGCUUGCUCUACGGACUUUGUCAACGAAUUCCUUCCGAUCCUUACACACUCUAUUUACCAGAAUUUAAAAUUCAGAAUGAGGGUGAACACUUUACCUGUGAAUUACGUCUCCCGGCUAUUCUCAAGAUUCCACCGUAUAUAACGCCUCCUUGCAGAAACAAAAAGAAAGCAAAACGUUAUGCUGCUGUCAAAGCAUGCUUGCAACUUAUUGAAAGUGAACUUAUUGACAAACGUUUGCGUAUCAAAACUUUUUAUGAUGAGCUUCUCGAAGCUGAAAAGGAAGAGCAAGAACACUCUAUGAAAAACCUUCCUCAGCAGAAAUGGGAACGUUGCACUCCUUCUGUAUGGCAAGUGAAAAAGCAUGUCAAAACCGUUUAUGCCACUGUCAUUUUUGUCGAUAGCCUUGAAGGUGAAUCAAGCUUCAAAUGCUAUCCCUUGCUAUACAUAAUUCCUGAUUGUCCUUUCUCAGUCGCUGGUCCCCUUCGUUUGAAUUCAGCCAAAAAUAGGAUUGAUGUCUUGUGCCAUACUAUACCAACAUGUUUUGCAUUGGAUCUGGAAUUACGAGAAGAACUGGAUAAAUUCACGUUGUUUAUGCUACAAUUAGGAUUGUCAAAGACUUUAAUUUCUACCUCUUCUCCUUCUUAUUGGUUUGCACCACUUCAUGGUUCGUAUACAUCGUUCGAGAGUCUUUUUACGAUCCCAUCUAAUGCGAGGGAAGAUCUCCGAACUAUUAUUAAUGUUGAGCUUUUAAGAAAGUGUCUUUCCGAAAACACCCCUCUGCAUCCCAAGUUAUUAGACACUCUGUCGCCAUCGUCACUGUUAUGUUCUGCAAAGGGAUAUUACACAGAUCAUCAUCAGUUUCAUUCUCUUCAAACUUCAGAUAAACUAGGCGCAAAAGACGAAGAGACUAAAACGUUUGUUAAUGUUAUCAGAUGUCCAUUACGAACAAAUUUUUUGUUAUUCCAGUCCCGUGCUGUGGCUACACAAGGUGCGAAACGUCGAAAACGAGAAACAAGAGUGCAAAGAAUUGAAGUUACCAAGCUUCUAAUCAUGCCUUUUCCCUAUGAAAUUCGAAAUUCUGCUUUACUUCUUCCUUCACUGUUAUACAUGUUUGAGCAGGUCCACCUCGUCGACGCUUUAAGGGUUAGGCUGCAAGCUAAAAUUUCUACAAAGUCCUUACUUGAAGCCUCUACAUCACCAGGAAGUGUUUUGCCAUUCGAUUAUGAUCGGUAUGAGUUUUACGGUGAUACAUUUCUUAAACUUGCUGCUUCAAACUCGGUUUUCCUAUCUUAUCUCUGGGUACCUGAAUGCAAACUUCAUAUUGAAAGAAAACGUAUUAUCCGAAACUCGACUCUUUUUACCAUCAGUAAAAAACAUGAUUUGCCUGGUUUUCUUCUUUCGGAACCCUUUGUGAUUAAGACUUUCAUUCCGUUCGGUUAUCAACCAACACAGAAGUCUAAAAAUAAAAUGGAAAGGUCUCAGCUCUUGGCUAACAAAACUGUAGCAGAUAUUGUUGAAUCAAGCUUGGGAGCUUGUCUUUAUGACUCGGGCGUUGAUGAGGCGUUAGCACUUGGUACGCGUUUAGGCCUUAACUUUUAUAAGACGACUAAGUGGGACGAAUGGAAUUCUGUGUUUAAUGUCGAGAACUUAGUUCCUUCUGCAGAAAACGACUGUUUCAAACAUGCUUCUGGACUGGAAUCUCUAGUCGGUUAUACGUUCAAACAUCCGGGUCUUUUAAAGAUUGCAUUUACACAUGCUUCUUAUGUAAAAACGACACAGACGGCUGUCAAUUAUCAACAGCUUGAGUUUCUAGGAGACGCUGUACUGGAUUUUAUUGUUGUCCGCUAUUUAUUUAAAAAGUACCAAAAUAAGACGGCUGCGGAGCUUACUGAUACAAAGUCAUUUUAUGUUUGUAACAAAAGUCUUGCAUACGUUUCUUUUAAACUUGGUUUAUAUGAUUUUAUGCUUCAGGACAACGAAGACAUACGCAACGCCUAUAAGGAGUAUAAAAGUGUGAUUGACAAACUUCAGCAAGAUACCAAGAUAGAUUCUAAUCAUCCAACUCCUAGCGAAAAGUUUUGGUUGUUAAUUGAACCACCAAAGUUUCUUUCUGACAUUUUUGAGUCAUUUGUAUGCGCUGUUUAUUUGGACUCCGGCUUUCAGUUCAGUGCGCUUGAACCUUUUCUUAAAUUUUUAGUUGAAGAAUUGGGCGAUUAUGAAGGCGUUUUUAAUGAACCGCCUGUGUUUUCUCAAAUCAAUCAACAUUUGCAGAAACAAGGUUGCAAGCAAUAUAAAUUUCAAUGUGUCAUCAUUGAUGAAGAGGAAAAAUCGGACCUUCUGUAUACGAAAGCAGUUACUCAUCAUUAUGAAUAUUCUUUGAUUAUACAUGAUGAAAUUGUUUGCUCGGCGAAGGCUUUGAACAAAAAGAAUUCGCAAAAAUUACUUUCGCUGGCACUCAAGGAAUUGUACCAGAAAGCCUCUGUGCGACUGUUUCGGAAAUGUGAGUGUCAAUUGUCUAACUCUGACUAAAUGCAUCGGUAUAAGGUUUGGAUAAAGAUACGAAUUCUGUGGUUUAAUGUAGAUUGAGUUUGUUUCGCUUUUGAGUUUUUUUAUGCCUUAGUUGUUUUCUCAGCCAACACAAUUUUAAGGGCUUCUACUUCCUUUUCGAGGCUUCGAAUUUCGUUGUGGUAUUGCUCUAAGUUUUUGUUCAGCUGAUCGCGCCGUUUUACCAUUUCUUGCUCACGUUCCUUGUAUUCCCUUUCUGAUUCGGCAGCAAGUUUGGAAAUCCUUUUAUGGAUUGCUGUUUGUUUUUCUGUGAGAAGCUUGCUCUCUGCUUUCUUUAAGCGAGGUAAUCCGGUUUUUCUGCUUAGCAAUUGUGCUUUGCGAUAAUUCUCGUAGACUUGGUACUCUGUUCUUUGAAUUAAUUCGAGCAUGUGAUGCUUAAUGAGAAGGUCUUUCAAUUUCAGGAAAUCACUGUAACUUUCGUCAUUAACAGUUGAUACUCCCCAUGGGUAUUUACGCCCUAUGACUUGGUGACCUUCUUCAGUAAGAAUCUUUUUGGUGCUGCCAAUCACUGCAAAAGGCAUCGCAUCAUUCAAUGAUUUGGCAAUUUCUGGGGUUGAUGCCUCUGCAGACGGACGGAAGAUCAUAAUCUUUUGUGCUUCGAUGAUGUUCAUAAUUUUGCUUUUAAGUCUAGAAAGUUCAUUGACUGUCAGCGUGUCUGCUUUCGCUAUGAUUGGUAUAAGGUUGACAUGAGGGCCUAGUUCUUGCAUGGCAAUAACAUCAAGAGGCAUUAAGCCACAUGACACUGGCUUAAUAAAGUAUAGACAGACAUGGACACGGUUGUCGUCACGAUUAGCCUGCAAACUUUUUUGAUCUUGCACAAGGUAUUGUUCGUGUUGAUCAUGCAGGUAUUCUGCUACGGUAUCCCAACAACCGGUAUUGUUGAUGAAAUCACCAAACCCAGGAGUAUCAAUGAUGGAUAAAUGCACUGUUAAACCGUUUUCCUCGAUAUCCAUCUUGUGAGACUCAAUAGUCAUCACCUUCUCUACGCCAAGCUUGUUGAUUCCCUUGUAUGUAUGCUGUUUCUUAACUGGUGACGAGAAAAGCGUGUUGCAUAAAGUUGUUUUUCCAAGACCCAUGCUUCCACAAAGAAGAAUUGUGUAGUUGCACUCUUUUUUCAUAAUAAACUGAUCGCUGCGUUUUAGUUAGUUGCUGUUUUAAGAAGCUAUUUCGUACCGGUUAGGCGGUAAACUGUCCAGGUUCACAAGGACUCGAGCUUUUUCAUUCAUAACCAUGGUUCUUUUUUUAUAAAUUCAAUGGGCAGGUGUUGUUUUUGGUUGGAAUAAACCCUUCAAUACUCUGGCAAUAUGAUAAUUGAAAUUAAGGUUACAUAAUUAUUUAUGUAUCUUUAGCUCAAUUUCAUAAGCACAUACUCUUCUUUAUUUAAUGUAAAACAUUGUAUGAACUAUAUUCGUUAAAAUAA